AUGUUCGAAGAGGAUGCUAGAACUGGACUGCCGAUCAAACUAACAAAGCAGGAGAAGGCGGAGCAGAACAGCAGCCAAAGCAGCCCCACAAAACGAAAAGCAACCAAGGCGACAGGAAAGAGAACAGGUGGGAAACCAACAAGGAAAAGACAGACGCCACGAGGAAUGAGUCAGCAGACCCCGAAAAACAAGCAAACCACAACAAGCAACGCUAUCGACUUAACAUCCCCAACAGAAGACGAGACAACGGAAAACAAUGAGAUACUAUUCGUGAAAAGCAACGACAAAGAGACACAAGAAAAAGGAGACGAACAACUACAAAAUGACGAGGAGCACGAGACAGUGGAUGACAACAACGAAAACAACGAAGGAGGAGCAAAAACAGAAAAGUAG
This is a messenger RNA of Symsagittifera roscoffensis, 393 nucleotides long. RefSeq lists its product as uncharacterized. Bases 1 to 393 code for a protein of 130 amino acids. The record is from RefSeq and is a predicted model, not a curated record. The transcript has 2 exons. Lineage: Eukaryota; Metazoa; Xenacoelomorpha; Acoela; Convolutidae.